UCCUUUCUAGCCUGGUAGUCUAAUAUAUUUAUUUCCAUAGGACCAGUUAUCCCGCCUGCUUCCACGAUGGAGCGAGAGCCUUGUGACUCAGGUCCUCAACUUCUGCCACUCAAAACACAGUCAGAGUGAGGUGUCACUUUAUUUUUCGGCUCUUUGGGAUGGACCAACUGCGACGUUUCUGCCCAGUGACGCAGAUACGUCACCAGUCGGUAGGCGGAAAAGCGGCAGUGCGUUUCUGUAUCUGGAGAUAAAGCCAAACCGGGUGUUUUAUUUAUUUUUUUAAUUAAGCACACUCAUACAGAGGUUACAAUAAGCUUUUAACCAACUGAAAUGGCGGGCCCUGCGGGUCAGACAGAUCUUCAAACGGACAGAGGCGCCCUGAGCGGCCAGACAGUUUCCUCUGAAAACAACAUUGACAUCGACGAGAAAGAGUUGGAUAAUAUCACAAAGAAACACCGACAAGACGAAACGACAGCGCUGCCUCUGCACUCACCUUGGACGUUUUGGCUGGACAGGUCUUUACCAGGUACGACGGCUGCAGAAUGUGAAUCCAAUCUGAAGAAGAUCUAUACUGUGCAAAGCGUUCAGAUGUUCUGGAGUGUAUACAACAACAUCCCGCCAGUCACAGCUCUGCCCUUGAGAUGUAGUUAUCACUUAAUGCGAGGAGAGCGGAGACCUCUGUGGGAAGAAGAAAGCAACGCAAAAGGAGGAGUAUGGAAGAUGAAAAUACCUAAAGAAAGCGCUUCUGCAGUUUGGAAAGAAUUGUUGCUUGCUACUAUCGGGGAGCAGUUUGCAGAUUACUGUGCCUCAGACGACGAGGUUGUUGGCGUCAGCGUUAGCGUUCGAGAUCGGGAAGACGUUGUACAAAUCUGGAAUAGAGAUGCAUCUCUUGCUAACGAAGCAAAUAUCUUGGGGAAAGUCUAUGAGCUCCUCCCAUACAUAUCUUUUAAAGCUGUUUUUUAUAAAUCACACAUGGAACAUCAUGCCUUUGAAGGAGGACGCUCAAGACAUUAGAUUGUAAUGCACUUUUUUUUGUUUGUUUUUUUUAUCAGAACUCUGUAUGCCUUGUCCUAAAGGCACUGUCCACAACCUAAUCCAGGAUAUUAUUUUGCAUUCAACAAGGAAAUGUUAUCGAUAUAUUUUUAUAACUUUUAAUGACGGAUGCCUUGUUUCAUUUUGACUUGUGCCCUAAAUCUCUGAACUCUUCACAGAAUGUAUAUCCAGCAUAAAUAUCAUCCAGAGUUCAUUGGUUCAUGUUGGUUUUGACUUCCUGCUAUACUCGACUGCACUGUCAUGGUCCUGUUUCCUGCACGGCCUACAGAUCACACAAUUUGUCCCGGGUAUAGAGGUAGCAGCUACAUAAUUUGGUGUAUUUUAAGUGUUUGAUAUGUAAGAUAUCUCAAGUCAUUUCGUGUUUUAAUUAAGUCUGUUUCUUCAGUGCCAAAGCACUUUUUCUGCCCUCUUAGAAGUUUGUAUCCUAAUAGUGUUUCUUUCACAGUUUUUCCACUUCGGAGGAUGGACAGAAUGUCCCAUUUGGUUUCUUGAAGCUUAAUCACAUGUAUGUCGGACUUAAAAUCAGGGUAACACUUGGAAAUAUUGCACAUGGCUACCUAUUCCAGUCAGUGUCGCUCAGAUAUAAAGCCAUCAUAGGGAAUCUGACCCUCUUCUAACACAGAUAUGGCCCUAAGAGACGCAACAUUUUGUUUCUGACGUUUUUACGGCAUCACUUAAAGAGCAAAACCCAUCCUGAAAGGUGCCUCUUUGAAUGUUCCCACACACUUCACAUUUGAUAUUUCCCUCCAUACAUAUGUUGAAAGUAGACCCUGUGUUCUCCUAAAUGGAGUCACGGAUUGUUUAUUAUGCGUGUAUUGCUCAGCUAGCAGUUCCUCCUACCAGUGGAUCUAGUUUGCUUAUUGGACUGUGUCCUUUUGACUGUAACACACAGAGGAAAAUGCAGCAUUAUGUGUGCAAAGGAAGUAACAUGAAGUCAUGCUAUUCCAGCGUGAUUCGUAGAUACUAUUUGAUCAUUAAAAUAAAGUCAAGAUAUGUUGAGUCUCAGUAAUGACUGUGUCAAAGUGAAGUGCUGCUUGAAAAGAAAAUCAAUUUUAAACCACAAAUUACACUGACCUCUCCUGUGUUUGUAAUGAUAAAUUAACAGGGAGAACAGGAAAACAUUUUUCUGUCAUAUCCUUUUACAUAUUUUCUGAGACUUCACACCAGUCUGCUCACUCUACUAACACAGUUAACAUGCUAUUGUUUUAUCAUGGUGUAGGCUACGGUAAACUGAACGCUUCUGGUGUUAUUAUCACAACUUAUAGAUCAUCUUUGGGCUGGUUCAUAAGUCAGUUAUAGUGAAACAAUAUUUCCUUUGUAAACAUGAUUUUUGCAGUCACAUGGACUAAAGUAAAUAAAACAGAUGAAAAUACAA
Messenger RNA from Scatophagus argus, 2428 nucleotides. Its product is annotated as eukaryotic translation initiation factor 4E type 3-like. The transcript is spliced from 7 exons. The record is from RefSeq and is a predicted model, not a curated record. Gene Ontology annotation, molecular function: translation initiation factor activity; RNA 7-methylguanosine cap binding. The coding region runs from base 331 to 1014 and encodes 227 amino acids. Gene Ontology annotation, cellular component: eukaryotic translation initiation factor 4F complex. Lineage: Eukaryota; Metazoa; Chordata; Actinopteri; Scatophagidae. Gene Ontology annotation, biological process: translational initiation.